AUGUAUUUACUGAUUUCUGAUAACUUGGCUGAGGUGCCAGAACUGAAGGACAUUUCUUAUGAUGAGAAGAACUCCAAACUGACCUCUUAUCUGAUCAUCGCGCUGGUGUGUGUGUCGACGUUUUUUCUGACCUUCAUCAUCAUCAUCCUCGGUGUGAGGUUUUGUCGCAGGAGAAAGCCCAGACUGUUGUUUGACGGAGCAGUGGCCAUCCCCAGCGCGUAUCUUCCUCCUAAUUACGCAGAUGUUGACGGUACAGGAACUUUACGCAGCGCUUACAAUUAUGACGCCUACCUGACAACAGGGUCUCGAACCAGUGACUUUAAGUUUGUGUCAUCGUACAAUGACAACACACUGCCAGCUGACCAGACUCUGAGGAAAAGUCCAUCAGACUUUGCAGAAGUGUUUGGAGACUGUGACGACUCUCCUGAGGUAGGAACAUGCGCUAUUUAUGCCUGAAAGUGUUUCUGAGAUUUAGCUUUACAUACCCGAUAGUCCACUGGGUGUUUUGGGCUGAUGAAGUAUGUGAUUUUGGUCCUUUUCUGUACAGACUUACAUAUGA
Messenger RNA from Xyrichtys novacula (pearly razorfish), 559 nucleotides. The record is from the annotation of a GenBank genome assembly. NCBI's taxonomy places the organism in Eukaryota, Metazoa, Chordata, Actinopteri, Labriformes, Labridae.